AACUCUCUAUAGCUCUGGCCACAACCAUCCGUUUUUGUGCCGCGUUCAACCAUCUCGGAAAUUAAAUGUUUGUGUCAAAUUAAACGGGGAUAAACUAUAAUUUAAAGGUCAAUGUCAUGGGCAGGGGAGAGUUGUGGAACUAUGAUGCAUCUACUCUGGGAGUUCAUCCUGUCACUAGAUGUAAACUGUUAACUGACAUGAUGCCAGCAGAGGAUGAGAAGAUAAAUGAUGCUUCCACUGAGCUUGAUGAACUGUCAUCAAAUGGUGUAACGGUAUGGUGUCUGUCUGUCCACUCCAGGUGUUACAGUAGGGUGUCUGUUUGUCCAGAGGUGUAACGGUAUGGUGUCUGUCUGUCUGUCCAGGUGUUACAGUAGGGUGCCUGUCUGUCCAGGUGUUACAGUAGGGUGUCUGUCUGUCCAGGUGUUACAGUAGGGUGCCUGUCUGUCCAGGUGUUACAGUAGGGUGUCUGUCUGUCCAGGUGUUACAGUAGGGUGUCUUUCUGUCCAGGUGUUACAGUUGGGUGUCUGUCUGUCCAGGUGUAACGUUAUGGUGUCUUUCUGUCCAGGUGUUACAGUAGGUGUCUGUCUGUCCAGGUGUAACGGUAUGGUGUCUGUCUGUCCGGGUGUAAUGGUAUGGUGUCUGUCUGUCCAGGUGUAUCAGUAGGGUGUCUGUCUGUUCAGGUGUAAGGGUAGGGUGUCUGUCUGUCCAGGUGUAACAGUAGGGUGUCUGUCUGUCCAGGUGUCUUGUCUGUCUGUCCAGGUGUUACCGUAGGAUGUCUGUCUGUCCAGGUGUUACAGUAGGGUGUUUGUCUGUCCAGGUGUAACGUUAUGGUGUCUUGUCUGUCUGUCCAGGUGUAACAGUAGGAUAUCUGUCUGUCCAGGUCCCUCUCCCCUGGGCUCCCUCUCCUGCUCCCUGCAGCGUGCCGAGGCUAUGCUCAGAACCUCCCUGAACCCCAGCCUGAAGUGGCUGCUCCUACAGAACCGUCAGGAUAAAGAGUCCGGGGGAGAAGAAGGGAGCUUUGUGGCCGCUCACAAUCUGGUUUCCCGUUCUUCUGCUCGCGUCUCAUGCCUACAGCAAGGCAUGCUGGGUAUGGCUGCCCAGAGGCCGCUGGUCAGGGGGGCAGAAGCUCUUCAAGUCUGUGUGAGAGGCUCCUCUCCGGAGGGCUGCUUCAUCCAGCAGCGCUCCUCCCCGCCCCAGCAGGCCGCCUGCAGGGCUCUGUGGAGCCUGAUGGAGCAGCGCUCACAGCUGCUGUUUGUGCACGAGUAUGUCAGGAGGGCCCACUCCGCUUCAGCCUAUGUGUCUAAACUGGCUCUGCUGGAAGAAUGCUUAGGAGGACCACAGUUCCCCCUGAAUCUGAAAACAUGCGGCUCCUACUGUUGUCAAAUGGUCCCCCUGGGCCAGGAGCUGAGGGUUCAUCUAAAACACUGGUGGUGUCUCUCAGAGAAGCUCCGCUCCAACCCCUUUGUGAGGCGGGCCCUGGCUCGAAACACCAACUUCCUCGUUGAAAUGAAACGCUCUCUACAUGCUUUGGCUCUUCAGGCGCUGGUUUUGAUGGAGAAUUGUGUACAUGCCAUUUUGUCCAGCCUUGCUCAAACAAACAUUGAAGCAAUUGCAAGAGAGAUGCUGGAAGAUGUUCUGUCUGGUACAGCGCUUUAUAACCAGGUGGUGGAAGAGUACAGUGACCUCAACAGAACCAACCCGUGGGAGUGUAGGCUGUUGCAGAGGAUGUGUUAUUCUGGUCUUCCUGUCCCUCAGUCGGUCCUCCACAAGGUGUCUCACCCGGCGGCGUUCCAGGUCAAAGAGCUGCUCUCGGUCCUCGCCAUACAUCAUGCUCAUACGGCGGCUGAGGAGAUGCACCGUUGGGCCGCUGAGCACUACGGCCCAGAGGUCCAAUCCCAUCACGGAAACCCCCGGCCUUCUCAAACCCGUCUUUGUUCCCAGCGAUCCGUGACUCCUGAAUGGACCUGGGAACGUCUGGAGCACACCUACCUCCCGCCCCCCGGUUCACCCCCUCUGCUCCCCUCCCCCCCGUCCGCCCUCAUCGUGACACCGUCAUCAAGAAGAUCUUUUUCACAUUCCUCUCAGUAUAGUUUGUCUGAGGGCCAAUCAGGAAGCCAAAGCAGAGCUGAGCCCGCCCCCCGGCGUCGACACGCUGGACCUCAGAGUGCUCUGGGAUCUUCAGCCCCAGAGUCCACUAAGGGACAACGUGCCCCAGGCCAAAGGAAUCCUGGAGGCGGUCAGGGCGUCCGAGUGGAACCUGACCUGUACCCAGCGGCCUGUCACUGUGCUGUGGGGCCACUCUCGGCAUUCUGCAAGGAGGACCGGUUCUCCCUUGAGCUUCUGUUCCAGGCCAUGUUGUCCUCCGGUGAUCGGCUCUCACCCCUGGGGCCACACACAUCCAGGCCAGACUACGUGGCCUCGGCAUCCUUCCCUCCAGUGCAGAGGACACGAGAGGAGGGGGGGGCAACAUGUAGACAGAUGGACUCAGUUGUCUCCCAUGAAUACCGGACAGAGGUGAGACCGGCACCAGACUGGUGGUUGGGCCAGGAACCAAGCUCGGAGCGAGUCCUGCAGGAUCCCAUCGAACCCGGACCGUCGUUAGGCCCAGAGAGUCUAGCCAGAUCUGGAGCCGUGUGUCCGACAGCGCUGGAGGAGAAGGAGCCGUUCCACCGCUCCCGCUCAGUGAAGUGGUUGGACCUGAGUCACUCCUUGGUGUGUGCAGAACUGUUUGCAGUGUACCAAACUCUGCUGUGGAGAGCCUGUGGACAAGCACUGUGGCAGAACCUUCACUUUCCUCCAGGGGGCGCCGCAGGCAGCCUGAAUCUGUGGAGUGAUCAUCAGAAACGUCGACUCCUGCACACAUUGAGACAUGCUUCCACAACAGAUUUGGUUCCUCUGGAAUGCAGGGCCAUGCUGGAGAAGUUCGGCCAAUGUUUAUUAAUCCUCAACACGCACGCACACUGGGAUCAAGUGUUGUGCGGUUCUUUAGGCUCAGCUCUCAAAGAUAAAUGUCUUCCUGGGACCACCGGAGAAAGGCCGCUCCUGAUGACAUCACAGGAGCAGAAUGGCAGCCUGGUGAUGACAUCACAGGAGCAGGGGGGAAGCAUGGUGAUGACAUCACAGGAGCAGGGGGGCAUGACGGCGACAGUGAAGCACUUGUUACAGCUCUCCCCUCCUCUGCUCUCUGCUGUCCGCUGUCACCUCUCGGCUGAGGCCACAGAAACAGGUGGGGGGGGCCCGUCCAGCCGGGCUCUCUGCAGAGCCACGGCCCACCUGGCGGUGGCGGCGGGGCAGGCCAGCCUGCUCUGGGUGAUGUCCAAGUCGCAUCAGUUCCUGUCUUCAUGGAGCCUGGACAAGUUUCUCCUCAUCACGCAGGGGGACUUAAAGGUUCUACGUGUGUCUUUAGAAAGGCUUUUACAACAAAUGGAGACCCUGAUGGUUGAGGGAGCCCCUCAUCUCUACCGUCACCACCGAGUCCUCUUGAGACGGCAGAUUGUCGCCGUACGGAGCUGUGUCUCUGAGCUGCAGGCGUUCUCUUCCGUGGCUUUGAAGAUUUUCUCCUGUGGCUGCAAGCAGAUAUCAGGGGAGCUGUUUGAGCAGAGCAUGCCCUCCGCCAAACACUGGAGACUGAACUAUAGAACAGAAUUUCCCAGCAGCCCCAGCGAAUACAUGUUGUUUGCAGCUCAGAGUGUGAUUGGUCAGGUCCUGGAGGGCGUGGCUCCGCUGUCAGACGACGCCCGCGUCCAGACCCUCAGCAUCACCAUGACGGCCUUCGUGGAGGCCUGGAUGGAGCACAUCCUCAAACACAAGAUCAGGUUCAGCGUCCAGGGAGCGCUCCAGCUGAAGCAGGACUUUGACUGCAUCAGAGGAUUCCUUCAGUCCGACGAGUUCAGUCCGUCAGCUGACCUUCUCCACCUCCGGGUAUUCCAGCAGAUGGACUCAGCAGUCAUCUGUCUACUACAGCAGCCUCAGCCAAAGCCUUAUCUCCAGUCCCGCUGCUGGGAGCCCUUCAGACGAUGCUGCCCGACCACACGCAGUGGCAGUAGCAUCGAUGUGGCCAUAGGGGCCAGUAUAACCAACCUAGAGAACAUGGAAGGGGAGGUGUUGAACCAUUCCAGCUCCUCCCCCCUGACUCCCGUCGCCCCCCAAGCCCCUCCCCUCUCUCCCAGCCAGACUUACCUCGCUCCCAGUUUAGCUUUAGGCGCGGUUCAGCAGGAAUGGUUAGACUUGAGAAUCCACAACAGCGUCUCCCGAUGGCGGCUACCAGGACUGCAGUGCCUCUCCAAAUCCGAACACUAAAUUAGCAGCCUGUCCAAAAUCCCCCCCCCCCCCCCCCAAUAAAUACCUCAUGUCUUGGUGUUGCAGAAAAUAUCCACUUGCACUCUUGGGUUUUUCUGAGCACGAAAAAAAAAACACCCUUUUCUUCCUGGUGUAAAUGUAUCGAGAGAUACAGGUGAGAAGUGUAAAUCAUUUAGUUUAGGAGGAAUGAGCAUAGUUCCUGUUUCGGCUGAUCCAGUACUGCAUUGUUUGUAGUAGGGAUAGGCUCCUAAUUAUACACUGUUCCUAUUCUAUUGCUUUUUAUAGAAGUGUCAGCUUUUCUUUACUAGUAUGUGAAUGCAACAUGUGUACAUUUUAUAUAGCAUAUCUUAAUACUUUAUACAUACUGUGAUACAGCUGUGUCCACAUAUACAUAUAAUACAAACACCACAAGCCUUAUGUUAAUGAACCUGCACUGGUCAGUCAAUCAGCACUCAUUAAAUCUAAUGAGCUUCAUGCUCAUACACACAGGGCUCACCAAUAGCCAAACGUACAAAAGCUACUGAUUACUUAAUGAACAGGUUAAAUACAUGGCUCAAAACUGCUCCAGACAAAAGUGUGGCGAGCAUGGCUGGAUGAGAAAAGCAAUCCCCAGACCUAGUCAAGCUAGCUAGACUAACCUAACUAUCUUCUGAGACAUACCGGGCUCGAGGCUAACAUGCCCCCUCCCCAGGGUAGCCUCUCCGCUGACUAAUCUCUCCAGGGAGUGUGAAAACAAGUUCUAACAAACAGGCCAAAACAACCAUGCUCACUUCCUUAAAUUAGAGCAACUGACCUCCAUGAAAAGCAAGAGUGAGUCUUCCAGCCAUACUUCCCCAGCACUGACUAAAGUACAUUCAAAAGUGCAGCAAAGUUUGCAAUCGCCAAUGCCAGACAUAUAGAAACAGACAAAAUGAGUUCCAUCAAGGAACUUCACAAUUUCAAAAUUUGCGGCUCAAGUCAGCAAUUAAAUGUGCAAAGAAGCCAAGUUGGUCCACAAAAGUGCAGAUAAAGCCACACAGCUUUGGGCAGUGGACUACCCUGAACAUAUACAACAGUACAACAUUAUUCUUAAUGGGAAUAAUAACCAGACUUCAAUAUAAGAACAAUGUGCAAAUGCAAACAAAACUGGGACUGCUGGCAAUAAGGUGUUCAUCAGGGUCAAGGUGAUCAAAGAUCUUUAAACGCAAUGGGCCAAUUACAGUGCUGCUAAUGACUGAGCAGCCAAACAAGUAGCCAUGAAAGUGGGUUCCACUCCCACUUGACAAAAUGGCUACUGCAAAGAGGUGAACAAAGAUGAAUACAAAGUGACUUGACAAAUUUGAGACCCCCACCACUUACAAAUAUCAUCUGAUCUAUGGAGUGACUACAUCCCACAUACAAGGGUCACAAGACAAUUUACUGUCAAAACAAACAGUAAUACACAAGUGGCUCAACAAAAAUGGACUGCAACUACCACGACACAAAGGGACACAAUGUAGUUACCACUACAAACAAAUGUUGCCAACUUACUCUAAAGUUGAAACCAAACGUGACCCAACAAUGUGGAGUGCAAGCACCACAAAAGAGUCCACUACCAGUUACUGCACACAAAAGUCUUCCUCAGUUAACAAUCUUACACACAUGCACUCACUUCAUGGAUAUUCUAUCCCGGACGAGCCCCCAAUUUGUUACGCCCCACUUCUAGUUGGCCGUAAAAGGGCUAACAACAAACCACCCUUGACCCCAAAUGUCAAAGGACACCUUUUACAAAAACCCAACCAGUGGGAUUUAUUUACAUAAACAUGAAAAGGACACAACAUUAAGAUAUACAACAAAGUCCAAAACAUAAAGACAAUACAAAAGAGGUGGCCCGACCAGCCAGCAGUCCCAUGACCAAAAGCAUCCCCAUGGGAAGGGGAAUCUGUCGCCUUUAACUCCGGUCCUGACGAGCGGUCCAGGUGCUCCUAAUCAGCUGCACUGAUGCAGCACACCUGAGCAUGGGCUGAGACAUGUCAACAGAACAGGGACAAACAAAGCAAGCCCCCUUUUGAGGAUGAACUGUGCACGUUUAACUUGAUUGUGCCCCUGCACCACCCAAAGACCAAUGCACUGCCACUGCAAGGCCAGUGGGGUGUAGAGGGCGUAACAGACCACCUUCUAUAAAUUAUGAAUUUAGCUGUUGUUGGACAAUGGAGACAGUUGAUCAAUGUUAGGACAUUGAAGAGCGGGUCUGCAUGUUCUAGUAGGAUCAAUGCUCAUUUUCAUUUUCUCUUGAAGGCCAAGAGCAACCCAGAGACAGUACAUAAAGCAGGCAUUAGAUGCAUAAACUCCUCGAGGUAUAUGACUAUUGUACGGGGAAUAGCCCCCCUGGUGUCCCGCCUCCCCCCACCAGGGGGCGCCCUCCUUACAGCGUAUUCCCAGAAUGCAAAGCGAGCCGCAUACCGCUUCUAUUAAAGCUUCAGACUUCCGUCGGAUCCUUCCAUUCCUUCUCAAUGUGGUGGAGUGACUUCAUGCUCUUGAGCUGGCUCUGCCGAAACGUUGCAAGGUUCGACCCAACGAGAGUGGCCUGAUCCGAUACCCCGCUGGUCAGGCCUAGUGUCGGGUCACACAUCCCUAACCCUUUAGCAUGUGCGCAUGAAAAGAAAGUCACUAAUAUUCGGCAUGAUGUCGAAGUUUGCUUUUCCAAUGGUUAUCCCGAUACUGGUGUUGCUUCAGGACCUGAUGGUUGGCUGAGGGUUGCCUGUGGGGUCUUGAUGAGACUAAUUUGUGCAGGCUGCCAAUCUGCUCUGCUAAGAUGCCAAUCAACGGCCCAAAGACGUCAACCAAAGCAGGCUGUCAUCUGCUGCGCUGGUUCUUUUGCUUCAACCAGUUGACCAAGGAGGUCAUGGUAGACGACAUGAUGGGUCACUGUGUAUAGCGGACUGCAAAGUUAAUUACUUGAUUGCAGGCGUAAUGCCCCAAAGACCACCAGAAUCAGGCUGCCAAUCUGCUCUGCUAAGAUGCCAAUCAACGGCCCAAAGACGUCAACCAAAGCAGGCUGUCAUCUGCUGCGCUGGUUCUUUUGCUUCAACCAGUUGACCAAGGAGGUCAUGGUAGACGACAUGAUGGGUCACUGUGUAUAGCGGACUGCAAAGUUAAUUACUUGAUUGCAGGCGUAAUGCCCCAAAGACCACCAGAAUCAGGCUGUCAUCUGCUGCGCUGGUUCUUUUGCUUCAACCUGUUGACCAAGGAGGUCAUGGUAGACGACAUGAUGGGUCACUGUGUAUAGCGGACUGCAAGGUUAAUUCCUUGAUUGCAGGCGUAAUGCCCCAAAGACCACCAGAAUCAGGUGUGGAAUGACUCUUGCUCCUGGGACUUCUCUGGAAUAUAUUCCAGGUUCCUAUUAAUUCAUGCUCUGUUGAAAUAAAAAUGUUUUAACUUGAGUCUUAA
This is a messenger RNA of Gadus morhua (Atlantic cod), 7707 nucleotides long. It is a transcript of the gene ccdc142, whose product is annotated as coiled-coil domain containing 142. The record is from RefSeq and is a predicted model, not a curated record. The coding region runs from base 931 to 4299 and encodes 1122 amino acids. NCBI's taxonomy places the organism in Eukaryota, Metazoa, Chordata, Actinopteri, Gadiformes, Gadidae. The transcript has 27 exons.